Messenger RNA from Callorhinchus milii (elephant shark), 1682 nucleotides. RefSeq names its product ribonuclease inhibitor-like. The record is from RefSeq and is a predicted model, not a curated record. Gene Ontology annotation, molecular function: protein binding. Lineage: Eukaryota; Metazoa; Chordata; Chondrichthyes; Chimaeriformes; Callorhinchidae.
CGUCCUCCCCACAACAUCUGAAUAAACCCCUCACCUGAUCACCAUCUCCCCAACUCGCCACCCCACCAUCCCUGCCCUCCCCCUUCAUCUCCAUUAACUCCUCCAUACACAGGUUAUGCACAACACACAAAUCUACUUUUCCUUUUUGACUCUUGAUUGCAGAUCUACUGAUGUUCUGUCCACUUGCCAGACAUCAAGACCUCGAUGAUCCAAAGUUUACUUGAACUCAGCAUUCUCCUCAGUUCCCACCAACAUCUCCUCUCUUCUGGCUCUAACCUCCCCAACUUUCCCGGCCUCUCUCAAACUCUCCUAACUGGUGCACCAUUUUGGUUGCAGUUCAAUGCCCAGUUUUUUCCAUGUCAUCCAUCUCAGCUCCUAACACCCAUUGCCACUGAGACUUUCAUUCACGCCUUUCUCAUAUCUUUCUUAGACUUCUCCAAUCACUCCUCGCUACUCUCCCUGGCUCCACGAUCCACAUGCUUCAACUCUGAUCUGUGUCUCUGAUCUCCAGGUUGCAGGAUAACGGACUGACAGAUGAUUGUACCAAGGAUCUCGUCUCUGCUCUCAGUACAAAUCACUCACUGAUGGAACUAUAUCUGGACAAUAAUAAACUGGGAGAUUUGGGAAUGAAGCGACUGUCUGGGGCUCUGAGGAAACCGGAGUGCAAAAUACAGAAGCUGGAUCUGGGGGAUAACAGCCUCACAAAUGAUUCUAUCGAGGAACUUGCCUCUGUUCUCCGUACAAACAGCUCACUGAAGGGUCUGAACCUGGAUUAUAAUAAACUGGGAGAUUCAGGAGUGAAGCCACUGUCUGCGGCACUGAGUAACUCAAAGUGUAAAAUAGAGAGACUGUGGCUGAGUAACAACAGUUUGACAGCUAAGUGCACCCAGGAUCUUGCCUCCGCUCUGAGUAAAAGCAGCUCUCUGACAGAGCUGUACUUGAAUUGUAAUAACUUGGGAGAUUCAGGAGUGGAGCAACUGUCUGAGGCUCUGAGGAACCGAGCGUGUAAAAUAGAGAAACUGGGAAAGAUCUACAUUUUAAGGUCCAUCUCAAGCCCAACCUCUUUGAUUGCUUUCAAUUGUGUUUCCUCAACCCAAAGUCUGAAACAUUACCAGAGACAGUUCCUGUGUGUUCAUACCCAUCAUGUCAUUUCUCCAUCUCUGAUCUUCAGGCUGGAGAGUAACGGCCUGACAGGUAACGGUAUCAAGAGUCUGGCCUCUGCUCUCAGUACAAACCGCUCACUGACUGAACUGCACCUGGAUUGUAAUAAACUGAAAGAUUCAGGAAUGAAACAACUCUCUGACGCUCUGAGGAAGCCGGAGUGUAAACUAGAGAGACUGUGGCUGCGGGAUAACAGACUGACAAAUGAUUAUACCAAGGGUCUCGUCUCUGCUCUCAGCAUAAAUCAGUCACUGACAGAACUGUAUCUGGAUAAUAAUAAACUGGGAGAUUUAGGAGUGAAGCGACUGUCUGCUCUGGGGAAACCAGAGUGUAAAUUGCAGAAGCUGGAGCUGGGUCACAACAAUUUGACAGCUAAGUGUACCGAGGAUCUCGCCUCCGCUCUCAGUAAAAACUGUUCACUGACAGAGCUGCAUCUGCACAACAAUAAACUGGCAGAUUCAGGAGUGAAGCGACUGCUUGUGGCUCUGAGGGACUCUGAUAAAAUACAGCAGCCCUGGUGA